This is a messenger RNA of Penicillium soppii, 1998 nucleotides long. Its product is annotated as S53 family peptidase. The coding region runs from base 1 to 1998 and encodes 665 amino acids. Gene Ontology annotation, molecular function: serine-type endopeptidase activity; tripeptidyl-peptidase activity. The record is from RefSeq and is a predicted model, not a curated record. NCBI's taxonomy places the organism in Eukaryota, Fungi, Ascomycota, Eurotiomycetes, Eurotiales, Aspergillaceae. The transcript is spliced from 8 exons. Gene Ontology annotation, biological process: proteolysis.
AUGCUGGUCCGUCAAGUUUGUGUCGCUUUAGCGAUUGCAGCUCUCUCCGGUGCCGUCCCGGCCCCAGUGAAGCAUGUCUUGCAUGAGAAACGGAACCUGCAUGUCGACUGGGUAAAAGGCGACCGGGUUAAGCGUGACUCUGUGCUACCUGUGCGCAUUGGUCUUACUCAAAACAAUUUGGAAAAGGGCGAGGAGUAUCUCAUGGCAGUCUCCGACCCAAGCUCUCCGAAAUAUGGACAGUAUUGGUCGGCAGAGGAAGUGCAUGAUGCUUUUGCUCCCUCGAAAGAUGCCGUUGAGUCCGUUCGUCGAUGGCUUGAGUCCUCUGGCAUUCAUGAGUCCCGCAUUGUUCACUCAGAUAACAAAGGAUGGCUGGCUUUUGAUGCCUAUGCACAUGAAGUCGAGACGCUAUUCAAGGCUGAGUUCUACGAACAUCAGCAUGCGAGCACCUCCAGCUUGAAAAUUGGCUGUGAUGAAUAUCAUGUCCCGGAACAUAUCCAAGGACACAUUGACUACAUGACGCCGGGAGUCAAGCUCAGCGCAAUUGUCAAGAAGAGCACGCUGGCAAAGCGAGCGUCGCAAUUGGCUCAUUCUAAGGAAAGUGUCGAAACCGAUUCCAUCGCCGCAGCCAAGGUGAUUCCCGCCAAUGCUUUGACCCUUCCAGCAGAGCUUCAGUCCUGCGGAUCCGACAUGACUCCGGCUUGCAUCAAGGCCUUAUAUGAUAUCCCAGAUGCCACCAAGGCUCAUAAGGACAACUCGCUCGGUCUCUACGAGCAGGGCGACUACUUCGCCAAGUCGGAUAUUGACCUCUAUUAUAAAGCCUACGCUCCUCAUAUCCCGCAGGGCACCUAUCCCAUUCCGGCCUUGAUUGAUGGUGCAAACUUCUCAGUGCCUGCGUAUAGCUCGCUGAAUACCGGUGAAUCCAACAUUGACAUUGACAUGGCUUAUUCCCUGAUCUAUCCUCAAUCUGUCACUCUGUACCAGGUCGAUGACCAGGUCUAUGAGCCGAUCGAGGUUGCAACCACUAACUUGUUCAACACUUUUCUUGAUGCUCUCGAUGGCUCAUACUGCACGUACAGUGCUUUCGGCGAAACUGGCAACAACCCAAAGAUUGACCCAGUAUAUCCCAACCCGCAUCCCGAUGGAUACAAAGGAAAACUCCAAUGCGGCGUCUACAAGCCCACAAAUGUAAUCAGCGCCUCCUACGGCCAAGCCGAGGCCGACCUUCCAGUUGCCUACACAAAGCGGCAAUGCAACGAGUUCCUUAAACUCGGCCUACAAGGCCACUCGAUCCUCUUCGCCUCCGGCGACUACGGCGUAGCCUCCUUCCACGGCGACGGCUCCGAGAACGGCUGCCUCGGACCCGAAGGCAAGAUUUUCAACCCCCAAUACCCAUCUAACUGUCCCUACGUGACCUCCGUCGGUGGUACGAUGCUCUACAAAGACCAGACGGUCAAAGACGCCGAGAGCGUCAUGCAUGCAGACCUGGGUGGCAACGCUGCGAAUUUCAGCAGCUCGGGCGGGUUCUCGAAUUACUUCCCGCAGCCUGCAUACCAGAAGUCUGCUGUGGAGAAGUACUUCAAGAAGGCCAAGCUAACGUACCCGCAUUACUCGGAGAUGGGCGUCAAUCUCAACAAGACAAAGGGUCUUUACAAUCGCAUUGGGCGGGCUUAUCCUGAUGUGUCCGCUAACGGGGCGCUCUUCCCUGCGUAUACGGGUGGAACGCUCCACCAUUACUAUGGUGCUAGUUUAGCUUCGCCUUUGUUUGCUUCUGUGCUGAGCUUGAUUAACGAGGAGCGUCUUGCUAAGGGCAAGGGCCCUGUUGGGUUUGUGAACCCGGUGCUUUAUGCCCACCCGGAGGUUCUCAAUGAUAUCACCAAUGGUACAAAUGUUGGAUGUGGCUCUGAUGGGUUCAGUGCUAUUGCGGGAUGGGAUCCAGCUACCGGAUUGGGUACGCCGAACUACCCCAAGUUGAAGAAGCUGUUCCUUUCUCUGCCUUGA